Molecule: messenger RNA, 1115 nt
Organism: Porites evermanni
Lineage: Eukaryota; Metazoa; Cnidaria; Anthozoa; Scleractinia; Poritidae
Source: the annotation of a GenBank genome assembly
GGUUCGGGAGAUGUAAAGGUGUUCGCGACGCUCAGUCACGGAAACAAAUAUGUUAAAAUCCACGACCCAGCGUCUCUUUGGGUAAAGUCGGUGUCAACAACAGGUUUUGAAGCCUGCGUGCGCGAAGCAGGAAGGGGCUCUGGUGGAACGUCUGUGAUCAACUGGCUUGCAUUUCAAGGUUCGCAUCAAGGCAUACACUCAGGGAUCGUGGAAUUCAAUGAAUUCACGUCACGAACACAGUGCAAGAAGAUAUCGCUAAGCAUUCAGAAACAGGUAACUUCGCAACGUCAUCCAAUUCAUUCAUUUAGUCUUCCAUGUUAGUUUUAAAGUCAAUACUCACGAAAAACUCAUAACUCAACUUCGACCUUAAGGGAAAAAAAUAACGAAAACGAGCGUGACUUCACAUCAGCAAAAUUAAAAAAAAAAAUGGCCUUGUUUUGUAAAUUGUUUAAAUACUAUGCCUGCAAAAAUCACCAAAAAAUGUAAUGGUUAUAGUGCUCCAUGAUGAAAGUUGUUUGAUAUCUUCUUCAUGGCUCUGCAGGAACAUUUAAUGCAUGGAUAAAUGGACACAGUGAUUACUUCAGCACAGAAUUGCGAAGUGGCCUAAAGCAGCAAUAUCAUCGUAGCAUAUCCCCUUUAACAAGAAAAGGGCUUAGCACUAUAUGAAUCGUCCGUUGUUUUUCCUAUGUUUUGUUUGCUGUUCAAGAAUCUCCUCCUAAUACUCUGGCAAAUCGCCGCAUGCAAAACCGAGUAACUCUUCAAAGCCGAAAUGAAGUCGAUACUUGAUUAUUUUCCCAAUCAACAAUUGUUGUGAAGCUGUAAUGGCCAUGAGCUUGUGAUAACGUCAGUCCAUAACGUUAAGCGCUGUUAAUCCGGUCCUCUUCGGGGCAAAGGACGAUAAUCAUAUUUAAGCUCAGUAUGUACACGUACUUAUUGGUUGAUUUUUUCUCUUCUUUUAGAUAAAACCUCAAGUGUUUGUAACCGUUCAACAUAAACAUUCUAACCGUCCUUUUGAUUCCAUGAACAUCUGGCUAGAAGAGGUCGAAGCAGACGGCUUCGUUAUUUGCUUGAGAGAGUUUAUGAGUUUCGACGGUAUCCAUACCGGACUUAAAGUG